GAAGUGAAUUACAUGAAGCUGCUCCGUCUUACUUGCAGUUUACCAUGACUACCUCUGUCUGGUCGGAUAAAAUACUCCAGGUCCUCCAGCGAAUGAAUAACUUUUAUUUGCCAGGGUCUGGUCGUGCGAAUUGUCUUCGUUUUGAGGUUAACGGAAUCAAAGUUGGUUGGAUUGCGCCGCACGUAACCGCGCUGUUGGCGCGCUACGGAGAUGUGUUUCAGCCACCGCUUGGGGGCGCUCUGUCACUGUGCGACAAUCUGAUGGACUCUUAUGCCAAAAGGUCCGAGGCAGUGGCCGAUGUUCUGUCGAACCUUAGACGUGAUCCGUCACUGCGCUGUCUCAAAGGUUGGCGAGAUGAGAGGUUCAAUGUAAUUGGCAAAUUCUCAGACCCUCCAGUGAUGUGGAUGGAAAGAGCAGCUACCAGCCUUUUCGGGGUUAAGUGCUAUGGAGUCCAUAUCAAUGGUUACACCGUUAGUGAGACUGGGGACCUCUGUAUGUGGCUCGCACGACGCUCUCCCACCAAGCCGACCUAUCCUGGACGACUUGACAACAUGGCAGCCGGUGGUCUGGCUGCUGGUGUGAGCAUCAAGAACACACUUAUGAAAGAAUGUCAGGAAGAGGCAUGUAUCCCAAUGCUUGCAGAAAAGGCCCACCCUGUAUCCACCAUAAGCUACACUUAUGAAGAUGAAGAUGGGGUCUCUUCAGAGUGUUCGUUUAUCUUUGAUUUGGAACUUCCACCAACCUUCAAGCCCAGUGCAGGGGAUGGAAAAGUGCAGAAAUUCUACCUCCUGCCCAUAGAGAAGGUGAAAGAAAUGCUGGCCCCUGAAGAUUUCAAAUCUAACUCUGCCAUGGUGGUCUUGGACUUUCUCAUUAGACAUUCAGUUAUUGAGCCUGACAGAGAACCCUUUUACCAGGAAAUUGUGUCCGGACUCCACCAAGACAUAGAAAGCAUUUGUAAUCAUGAAAAGUCCCUCUUUUAA
Hippocampus comes (tiger tail seahorse) is the source of this 980-nucleotide messenger RNA. It is a transcript of the gene tpk2, whose product is annotated as thiamin pyrophosphokinase 2. Gene Ontology annotation, molecular function: 8-oxo-dGDP phosphatase activity. Lineage: Eukaryota; Metazoa; Chordata; Actinopteri; Syngnathiformes; Syngnathidae. The record is from RefSeq and is a predicted model, not a curated record.